AUGCUGCAGCGACACAAAGGGUCUUUUGCGACGGGGGGAGGGGGUGCGUGUCGGUCCUGCGCUGCUUCUGGUCGGAACGAGCUCGUGAGAAAGAAAAGCCACGUCGUGUUUCGGGAAAACAGCUGCUUUGAGGUCACGUGGAGAGAAAGAUCCUCAAGAGGACAAAACCCCGUGUGCGCCUCGUGUGGCAGUACAGGAACGACCUUCGCGCCACCGGUCACAGACGAGGUGUGGUCCACAGUCAACUUGAAGUGGUCACGAGUCCCGACGUUGCGUGGAAAAAACCGGUUGAAGGCUCUCGUCGUGAUGGAUAAGCGUCUAUCCCUGCAAGAGCUUUGA
Molecule: messenger RNA, 339 nt
Organism: Peronospora matthiolae
Lineage: Eukaryota; Oomycota; Peronosporomycetes; Peronosporales; Peronosporaceae
Source: the annotation of a GenBank genome assembly